GCCGAGGCGAGCAGCCGUCGCCGCCUAUAUAUCGCGGCGCAGGGCAGCAGGAGUUCCACACUUCCAUACACGCCUGCCUUGUGCCUUCCCUUCCCUUGCCUUGCUUCGCUUAUUGCCGGCACAUCACAUCGGCAGGCGAGGGACGGAGCGAGCAGGGAAGCCCAUCCACCAGCCAGCCACCGCGUUCCUGAGAAGCGAGGAGCGAGAAAAGCGAAGAGCGGCCAUGUUCUGGCACGGGGUCGCGGACCGGCUGACGGGAAAGAACAAGGAGGCGUGGAGCGAGGGCAAGAUCCGCGGCACGGUGAGGCUGGUCAAGAAGGAGGUGCUGGACGUCGGCGACUUCAACGCCUCGCUCCUCGACGGCGUCCACAGGAUCCUCGGCUGGGACGACGGCGUCGCCUUCCAGCUCGUCAGCGCCACCGCGGCCGACCCCAGCAACGGGGGCCGUGGCAAGGUGGGGAAGGCGGCGCACCUGGAGGAGGCGGUGGUGUCGCUCAAGUCCACGGCGGACGGGGAGACCGUGUACCGGGUGAGCUUCGAGUGGGACGAGUCGCAGGGCAUCCCGGGCGCCGUCCUGGUCAGGAACCUGCAGCACGCCGAGUUCUUCCUCAAGACGCUCACCCUCGAGGGCGUCCCAGGCAAGGGCACCGUCGUCUUCGUCGCCAACUCGUGGGUCUACCCGCACAAGCUCUACUCCCAGGAACGCAUCUUCUUCGCCAACGACACCUAUCUGCCGAGCAAAAUGCCGGCGGCGUUGGUGCCUUAUCGGCAAGAUGAGCUCAAGAUUCUCCGUGGCGACGAUAAUCCUGGACCAUACCAGGAGCAUGAUCGCGUCUACCGUUACGACUACUACAAUGACCUUGGUGAUCCCGACAAGGGCGAAGAGCACGCUCGGCCGAUCCUCGGUGGCAGCCAAGAACACCCGUAUCCCCGUCGCUGCAGAACUGGCCGGCACCCAACAAAGAAAGACCCAAAUUCGGAGAGCAGGCUUUUCCUGCUGAACCUGAACAUCUACGUCCCGCGUGACGAACGCUUUGGGCAUCUCAAGAUGUCGGACUUCCUUGGGUACUCGCUGAAGACGAUCAUCGAGGCUGUUCUUCCAACACUGGGGACUUUCGUCGAUGACACGCCCAAGGAGUUCGAUUCGUUUGAGGAUAUCCUCGGGCUCUACGAGCUGGGCCCAGAGGCACCCAACAACCCACUGAUAGCAGAGAUCAGGAAGAAGAUCCCCAGCGAGUUCCUUCGAAGCAUUCUGCCGAACGGUAGCCAUGACCACCCGCUAAAGAUGCCCCUUCCAAAUGUCAUCAAAUCAGAUGUGUUGAAAAAGGCUCCGGAGUUUAAGUUUGGCUGGAGGACUGACGAAGAGUUCGCGAGAGAGACACUUGCAGGCGUGAACCCAGUAAUCAUCAAACGUCUGACGGAGUUCCCCGCUAAAAGCACCCUGGACCCAAGGCAGUACGGAGACCACACCAGCAAGAUCACUGAAGCUCACAUCCGGCAUAACAUGGGAGGCCUGUCGGUGCAGAACGCACUGAGGAACAAGAGGCUCUUCAUCCUAGACCACCAUGACCAUUUCAUGCCGUACCUCGACGAGAUCAACGAGCUGGAGGGGAACUUCAUCUACGCCAGCAGGACCCUACUGUUCCUGAAGGACGAUGGCACGCUGAAGCCCCUGGCCAUCGAGCUGAGCCUGCCCCACCCUGACGGCCAGCAGCGCGGCGCGGUCAGCAAGGUGUACACCCCGGCUCACACCGGCGUCGAGGGCCACGUCUGGCAGCUCGCCAAGGCUUAUGCCUGCGUAAACGACUCUGCCUGGCAUCAGCUGAUCAGCCACUGGCUGAACACGCACGCGGUGAUCGAGCCGUUCGUAAUCGCGACAAACCGGCAGCUCAGCGUGGUGCAUCCCGUGCACAAGCUGCUGAGCCCGCACUACCGUGACACGCUGAACAUCAACGCCCUGGCACGCCAGACACUCAUCAACGCCGGCGGCGUCUUCGAGCGCACCGUGUUCCCUGCAAAGUACGCGCUGGGGAUGUCGGCAGACGUGUACAAGAGCUGGAAUUUCAACGAGCAGGCUCUCCCAGCAGAUCUCGUCAAGAGAGGUGUGGCUGUGCCGGACCAGUCAAGCCCAUAUGGUGUCCGACUGCUGAUCAAGGACUACCCCUAUGCCGUUGACGGGCUCGUCAUCUGGUGGGCGAUCGAGCGGUGGGUCAAGGAGUACCUGGACAUCUACUACCCUAACGACGGCGAGCUCCAGCGUGACGUGGAGCUGCAGGCGUGGUGGAAGGAGGUGCGUGAGGAGGCGCACGGCGACCUCAAGGACCGAGACUGGUGGCCCAGGAUGGACACCGUCCAGCAGCUGGCUAGGGCGUGCACGACCAUCAUCUGGGUGGCAUCCGCGCUGCACGCGGCUGUCAACUUUGGGCAGUACCCAUACGCCGGGUACCUCCCGAACCGGCCGACGGCCAGCCGGCGCCCGAUGCCGGAGCCAGGCAGCCACGACUACAAGAAGCUGGGAGCGGGGCAGAAGGAGGCGGACAUGGUGUUCAUCCGCACCAUCACCAGCCAGUUCCAGACCAUCCUGGGCAUCUCGCUCAUCGAGAUCCUCUCCAAGCACUCCUCCGACGAGGUGUACCUCGGCCAGCGUGACGAGCCUGAUCGCUGGACGUCAGACGCCAAGGCGCUGGAUGCGUUCAAAAGAUUCGGGAGCCGGCUGGUGCAGAUUGAGAAUCGGAUCAAGACGAUGAACGACAGUCCGGACUUGAAGAACCGGAAGGGGCCUGUGGAAAUGCCGUACAUGCUGCUGUACCCCAACACGUCGGACGUUACCGGCGAGAAGGCCGAGGGGCUUACUGCCAUGGGCAUUCCCAACAGCAUCUCCAUAUGAGCCUGGGCAGAUUGUGUCUCGUAGUAAAUUGUUGUGCUGCGCCGUGCGAUGUGUUUCUUCAUUGGUUUUGUCAGUCUCAGGGUAGGGGAUGGAGAUCAUACCAUGAUCUUUGUAGGGUUGAGAGAGGAGUCCACGCUUGAAUAUUGUUGUCAUGUAUGUAAUUCUUGGUUAAUAAUAAAGUUCGUCAGUUCAUUUCUUA
This is a messenger RNA of Zea mays, 3086 nucleotides long. RefSeq names its product linoleate 9S-lipoxygenase5 (gene lox5). The record is from RefSeq and is marked provisional. Gene Ontology annotation, molecular function: oxidoreductase activity, acting on single donors with incorporation of molecular oxygen, incorporation of two atoms of oxygen; protein binding; metal ion binding. NCBI's taxonomy places the organism in Eukaryota, Viridiplantae, Streptophyta, Magnoliopsida, Poales, Poaceae. The coding region runs from base 224 to 2887 and encodes 887 amino acids. The transcript is spliced from 9 exons. Gene Ontology annotation, biological process: lipid oxidation.